This is a messenger RNA of Grus americana (Whooping crane), 7176 nucleotides long. It is a transcript of the gene WNK3, whose product is annotated as WNK lysine deficient protein kinase 3. NCBI's taxonomy places the organism in Eukaryota, Metazoa, Chordata, Aves, Gruiformes, Gruidae. Gene Ontology annotation, cellular component: cytosol; cytoplasm. Gene Ontology annotation, biological process: positive regulation of sodium ion transmembrane transporter activity; monoatomic ion homeostasis; negative regulation of sodium ion transport. The transcript has 20 exons. Bases 642 to 5687 code for a protein of 1681 amino acids. Gene Ontology annotation, molecular function: protein serine/threonine kinase activity; potassium channel inhibitor activity; chloride channel inhibitor activity. The record is from RefSeq and is a predicted model, not a curated record.
CGAGCGGGCGGGGCCUGGGGUACCUAUAGAAUCUAUAGGGGAGGGGGAGGCCACCUGCCCCCGAGAAUUCCUCUCUCCAGAGGCGGCUCAAAUUUUGGGGACCCCUCCUUAAUUAAACCCCUCCCCCUUAAUUAAUCAACCCCUCCCCAAUUAAUUAACCCCUCCCCUAAUUAAUCAACAUCUCCCCAAUUAAUCAACCCUUCCCCCAAUUAAUCAACCCUUCCCCCAUUAAUCAACUCCCCUCCCAAUUAAUCAACCCUUCCCCCAAUUAAUCAACCCCUCCCCAUUAAUUAACCCCUCCCCUAAUUAAUCAACCCCAUCCCAAUGAACCCCUCUCCCAAUUAACCCUCCCCAAUUAAUUAACCCCCUCCCCUAAUUAAUCAACCCCUCUCCCAAUUAAUCAACCCCUCUCCCAAUUAAUUAACCCCUCCCCUAAUUAAUUAACUCCCCCAAUCAAUUACCCCCCCCACUUAACGAAGCCUCUUUAUUUCCCCAACAGGUCCCCCCAUAAGGGGGGGGGUGACCCCAAAAUCGAGGUGACACCCCCCCCACCCGCACCCACCCUAUAGAUCUAUAGGGUCCCUCGGGUUAAUUUGGGGGGGGGAAGCACCACAAUAUUUCAAGGGGGAGGGACGACAACAAUGGCCGCCGAUUUGGGGGACCCCCCUGCCCCCCCGAAACGUUUCUUCCGGAAGAGCGUGGAACUGUUGGAGGACGAAGAUCGGGGCUCACCGAGCGACGGGGGGGACCCCGAAUUUCGCGGCGAACUCGAUUUUCGGAACGCUCUCCAAUUUCGGGGCGACUCGAAAUAUCGGGGGGACCCGAAAUAUCGGGGGGGCGUCGGAGGAAGGGAAGAGGUAGAAGAAGAAGCGGAGAUGAAGGCGGUGGCCACCUCGCCGGGCGGAAGGUUCCUCAAAUUUGACAUCGAGUUGGGGCGCGGAGCCUUCAAAACCGUCUUCAAGGGCUUCGACACCGAUACCUGGGUGGAGGUGGCGUGGUGCGAGCUGCAGGACCGGAAGUUGACCAAGGUGGAGCAACAACGGUUCAAGGAAGAAGCGGAGAUGUUGAAGGGGUUGCAGCACCCCAAUAUCGUCCGUUUCUACGACUCUUGGGAAUCCACGGUCAAGGGCAAGAAGUGCAUCGUCCUCGUCACCGAACUGAUGACAUCAGGCACCCUCAAAACGUAUCUCAAGAGGUUCAAGGUGAUGAAACCCAAGGUGUUACGGAGUUGGUGCCGACAGAUUUUGAAGGGUCUUCACUUUCUCCACACCCGUACGCCACCCAUCAUCCACCGGGACCUCAAAUGCGACAAUAUCUUCAUCACCGGUCCCACCGGUUCCGUCAAAAUCGGCGAUUUGGGCUUGGCCACCCUCAUGAGGACCUCUUUUGCCAAGAGCGUCAUCGGUACGCCGGAAUUUAUGGCGCCGGAGAUGUACGAGGAACGUUACGAUGAAUCGGUGGACGUCUACGCCUUCGGGAUGUGCAUGUUGGAGAUGGGAACCUCUGAGUAUCCCUACUCCGAGUGCCAAAACGCCGCCCAGAUCUACCGCAAAGUCACCAGCGGCAUCAAACCGGCAAGUUUUGACAAGGUGACGGACCCGGAGGUGAAGGAGAUCAUCGAAGGUUGCAUCCGGCAGAAUAAAACGGAGAGGCUUUCCAUCCGGGAUCUUCUGAACCACGCUUUCUUCGCCGAAGACACCGGCCUACGCGUGGAGUUGGCGGAGGAGGACGCGGGUCUCGAUUCCUCCUUGGCGCUUCGGUUAUGGGUGGAGGACCCCAAAAAACUAAAGGGGAAGCACAAGGACAACGAAGCCAUCGAGUUUAGCUUCAAUCUGGAGGCCGAUGUCCCCGAGGAGGUGGCCUACGAGAUGGUGAAAUCCGGCUUCUUCCACGAGAGCGACUCCAAAGCCGUCGCCAAAUCCAUCCGGGAUCGUUUGACGUUGGUGAGGAAGACGAGGGAGAAGAAGCAAGCGGAAGGUCGGGGGCUCCCCGAAAAUGAAGACACUGAGGUGGACCAACAUGUCCGACAGCAGCUGCUCCGGCAACAACCCCCCACCACUGCCGAUGGACUCUUGGAGAAUGGUCCCAUCUCAGAUGCCACCGGCACCCACGGUCUCACCGGGGCACCCGAACCUGCACCGCAGCUCCUUGGGUGCUACCAAGGAGGGUCACCAGGACCACCCCAAGAUGGAGUGUCCCCAACUUGUGGCUGUAAUGUCCCCUUGCAGGUGCCGGUCCCCUACGGGGCAGAGGGGACAUCAACGGAUGUCACCGGAGGUGCCACCACGGUGGUGCUGGAGCUACCUGGUGUUGACGGAGAGCUGGGGGUCGGUGUGACGCAGAGCCGGGGGAUGUCAUCGGUGGUGGUGGCACGGCUGCAGCCAGCUCCUGGGGCGCCGGGUCCGGUGAUGACAUCGGCGGUGCACGGCGUGCAGCCAGCUCCGGGGAUGCCACCGGCUCCGGGGAUGCCACCACCAGCUUCAGGACUGCCACCACCAGCCCCAGGGAUGCCACCACCAGCUCCUGGGAUGCCACCAGCCCUUGGGAUGCCGCCACCAACUGGGAUGCCACCACCAGCUCCUGGGAUGCCACCAGCCCUUGGGAUGCCACCACCAACCGGAAUGCCACCAGCCCCAGGGAUGCCACCACCUAUGGCGAUGCCACCAGCCCAGGGGAUGCCCCCGGCUCCGGGGAUGCCACCAGCUCCAGGGUUGCCACCACAGCUGGUGCCCACCAUGCAGCCACCGGCUCCGGGGAUGCCACCAGCUCCAGGGAUGCCACCAACUGUGGCCAUGGCCCCAGCCACAGGGAUGCCACCAGCUCCAGGGAUGCCACCAGCCAUGGGGAUGCCACCACUGUCUGGGAUGCCACCAGCUCCAGGGAUGGCACCAACCAUAGGGAUGCCACCAGCUCCAGGGAUGCCACCAACCAUGGGGAUGCCACCUCCAUCUGGGAUGCCACCAGCCAUGGAGAUGCCACCAGCCAUGGAGAUGCCACCACCGUCUGGGUUGCCACCACCACCUGGGAUUCCACCAGCCAUGGAGAUGCCACCAACUGUGGGGAUGCCACCUCCAUCCGGGAUGCCACCAACCAUGGGGUUGCCACUAACCAUGGGGAUGCCACCAGCUGUGGGGAUGCCACCUCCAUCUGGGGUGCCACCAGCCAUGGAGAUGCCACCAGCCCAAGGGAUGCCACUAACCAUGGGGAUGCCACCUCCAUCUGGGGUGCCACCUCCAUCUGGGGUGCCACCAGCCAUGGAGAUGCCACCAGCCCAAGGGAUGCCACUAACCAUGGGGAUGCCACCUCCAUCUGGGGUGCCACCUCCAUCUGGGGUGCCACCAGCCAUGGAGAUGCCACCAGCCCAAGGGAUGCCACCAACCAUGGGGAUGCCACCUCCAUCUGGGGUGCCACCAGCCAUGGAGAUGCCACCAGCCCAAGGGAUGCCACCAGCCAUGGGGUUGCCACCAGCCAUGGAGAUGCCACCAGCCCAAGGGAUGCCACCACCAUCUGGGAUGCCACCAAUCAUGGGGAUGCCACCAACCCCAGGGAUGCCACCAGUCCCCACCCUACCAGCGUGUCCCCCACCCGAAGACCCAUCCCCUCACCCCGAUCCGCCGCCAUCCUCCACCAACCCCCCAGAUCCGGUGGCCUUCCUCCGCGUCCCCGAGACCACCACCGUCCCCGAACCUCCCGGUGUCAAACCCGACCGCGUUCGGCAACGCCGAGCCUCCUGCCCCCGCCCGGAGAGGGUUCCUCGCUUCCAACUCACCGUCCUCCAGGUCUCUUCCCCCGGGGACAACACGGUGGAAUGUCAACUGGAGACGCAUGACAGCAAGAUGGUGACCUUCAAGUUUGACGCCGACGGAGACGCCCCUGAGGACAUCGCUUGCUAUAUGGUUGAGGACAACUUCGUGCUGGAGGGCGAACGGGAGAAGUUCGUGGAGGAGCUGAAGGCCAUCGUGGCGCAGGCGCGGGGGCUCCUCGGUGGCCUCCCCGUGGACCUCCAGGCAGGACCUUCUGAGCAGGCAGGAGGUGGAGAAGUCGCCCCCCAAUCGUCCCCCGUGGGUCGUUGGAGGUUUUGCAUCAACCAGACCAUCAGGAACCGUGAAGCCACCGGUCCCGGGGGGCCCCCACCCAACCGGCAAGCUUUGGGAACAUCCUGUGGUGGCCACGUGGUCCCAGAUGUUGGUGGCCCUCAGGGACCAGGGAUGGUUGUCACCGCACCCCAAGAUCCAGAUGGCCCUCAAGGACCAGGGAUGGUUGUCACUGCACUCCAAGAUCCAGGUGGCCCUCAAGGACCAGGGAUGGUCAUUACUGGAGCCUUGGAGCAGGAUGGCCCUGGGGCACCGGAGAUGUCCAAAGCCAGUGACCUGGGUGUCCCUGAAGGACAGGAGAUGAUUGUCCCCAAACCCCAUGAACUGGACGUACCCAAGGGACCAGAGACAAUUGUCCCCAAACCCCAUGAGCUUGGUGUCCCUCAAGGACAGGAGAUGAUUGUCCCCAAGGCCAGUGACCUGGGUGUCCCCCAAGGACUCGAGAUGAUUGUCACCGGACCCCAAGACCCAGGUGUCCCCCAAGAACAGGGGACAAUUGCCACCGGUGCUUGGGAGCAGGAUGGACCCAGGGGACCCCAAGAGCUGGAUGAACCUGUGGGACCAGAGAUGAUCGUCCCCAAACCCCAAGGCCUUGAUGUCCCCCAAGGAUCAGAGACCAUCGUCCCCAAACCCCAAGAGCUGGACGUCCCCCGAGGACUGGAGACGACCGUCACCGGAGCUUGGGAGCAGGAUGCACCCACGGGACCAGAGCCCCCCGCGCCGCCGAGGACCUGGGGCCGUCCCACCGCCGCGGGUGGGGGCUACUUCGCGCUGGGCUUCACCUGCCCGCGCCUGAAGAACCCCGUCAGCAGGAAGACCUGGGGCCGCAAGAUCAAGAGCUGGGCCCGGCGCCUCCGCCAGCCCCCCCCCAGCGCAGGGGGACCCCCCCGGGAAGGGGAGGCGCAGGAACUCGGGGACCCCCCCCGGCGGGGGAGCUGCCAGCCUCUAACGAACCCCGAAUCGACUGAUCCCCCCGAAACCGAUUGGGGGGAACCCAGUUCGGAAAGCGAAAGCGGGGGGGUCAAGGGGGGACCCCCCCAUCCCCCAGGAGCCCCCCCUCGCCCCCCGGGUUCCCCAUCGUCCCCCACGAGCAGCGACGACGCGGAGACGGACCCCGAAAACGAAGAUUUACGGGUGGAAUUACGAAGGCUCCGGGAAAAGCACAUUCGGGAGGUGGUGACGCUACGGGCGCAGCAGGACGAGGAGCUGCGGGAGCUGCACGGGCGUCUCCGAGCCCUGAAAGAAGCUCGAGGGGGACCCCAAAAAUUUGGGGGAGCCCCCCCGGGAGAUUCUGGGGGAUCCCCGAGAAGGAUGAGGGGGGGCAAGGGAAGAGGACGGGGAAAGGGAGCGGCCGUGACAGGCCCACCAACCCCCCAGGUCCCCCCAAAACCCCCCCCAGCCCCCCAAAAAAAGGGACUUUUCACCGACGACCUGCACCGGUUGGUGGACGAGUGGGUGCAGGAUACGACCCGAGCCCAGGGAACCUCGUCGUGGGUGACAGCCCGGAUGACCCCCCAAAAAUGGGGGGGACCCCCCAAAAAAACAGCCUCCAUGGGGGGAGGGGCUCCCCCCUUCCCGCCAGGGGCUGAGUGAAGUGGGAGGUCCCCCCCCGGUCCCCUAAAACCGCUGCUCUCCCCCUCCCAAAAUCCCCUCGUUUCACCCCAAAAUCUCACUCCCAAGGGGUGAACCCCCAUUUUUCAGCCCCUAAAUUGCCUCGUUUUACCCCAAAACCACUUUUGGGAGGGGGGGGCACUCCCCCUUUUUUUGUGCCUCCCCCCUGUGAGAUGAACCCACUUUUUUCAGACCCAAAAUCGCCCGGUUUCACCCCAAAAACUCCCCUAUUUUGGCCCCUCCCUUCCCCACGAGGUCACCCCAAUUUUCAGCCCCCAAAUCGCCUGAUUUCACCCCAAAACAUUGUUGGGGCCCUUUCCCUCCCCUCAUGGGGUCACCCCAAAUUCGGCCCCCAAAUCCCCUCAUUUCACCCCAAAACCCUGGGGUUUUGCCCCUCCCCCCAUGGCUCACCCCACUUUUUGGCCCCAAAAUCGCCACUUUUUACCCCAAACCCCCUUUUUCGGGCCUAUCGCCCUUUUACGGGCCCUCCCAGUGAGGUCACCCCAAUUUUUAGCCCCUAAACGGCCUCGUUUCACCCCAAAACUCCAUCGCUUGACUCCCACCCCUCAUUUUUCCCCAAAUCCUCUUUUUUUCCCCAAAAAAACAACCGGGAGCCCCAAAACCACCGUAUUUCACCCCAAAAUCCCCCCCAGCGUGGGCCUGGGAAUUCCCCUUCGUGCAGCCCUGGCAAAACUGGCCGUACUGGUGUUACUGGUGACCACCCACCCCCCCCCAUACUGGUCGUACUGGUGCGACUGCCCCUCCCCCCACUUCGCCCCUCCCCCCCCUCAUUUUUGGGUCAUUUCUUUGUGUUUUCCGCCCGUUUACUUCACCCCUUCGCCAACCAGCGAAGUUUUGAGGUGAAUUCCCGGGGGUUCGGGUUUGGGGCGGUGUGUGGUUUAUUUUGGGAGUGAAAAUUGUUAAAAAGUGCGAACCCCCCCCCCGAAAAUUAAAAAAAAAAAAUAUAAAAUAAAAUAAAAGCGUGGCGGGGUGGGUUGCCACUCCCAAGAUGGCCGCCGCGCUGAGCCUGCCCCUGCCAAGAUGGCGGCGCCCUCCUCAAAAUGGCCGCGCCCUCCUCAAAAUGGCGGCACCUCCCCCCAAUUGCACCGCCUAUGGGGAGGAGUGAAGGGAGCGUGCCCUUCUCAAGAUGGCGGCCACGACCUUCUCAAGAUGGCGUAACCACCCGGUCAAAAUGGCGCCUCGGCCCCGCCCUCUCCCUCCCCGUUUCCGCGUUUGAAUAAAACUUUAUCGGGUGGCCGGUAGCCGGGCAGGAGCCUCGGCGGCGGCGGUGGAACCGGGGCCGGGUCGGGAACGGGUUGCGGUAACCGGAAGGUGGUGGUAGAUCGAUGGGAAGAAGCCUCGGGCCUGGCCGGUGAGGCCUGAGGCCUAAUCGGAAGGUGGCGGUGGGAGACGCGUAGGCCUCGCGGGGCGCCUGGGGCCUUGUAGGCCUCAAGGUGGUGGUGGGGGGGGA